Epinephelus moara (kelp grouper) is the source of this 4499-nucleotide messenger RNA. Its product is annotated as sphingomyelin synthase-related protein 1-like. Lineage: Eukaryota; Metazoa; Chordata; Actinopteri; Perciformes; Serranidae. Gene Ontology annotation, molecular function: protein binding; sphingomyelin synthase activity; ceramide cholinephosphotransferase activity. The coding region runs from base 350 to 1606 and encodes 418 amino acids. The record is from RefSeq and is a predicted model, not a curated record. Gene Ontology annotation, cellular component: endoplasmic reticulum membrane; Golgi membrane. Gene Ontology annotation, biological process: ceramide biosynthetic process. The transcript has 6 exons.
UAGCUAGCUAAUAGCUUGUUAGCUAACCACUGUUAGCUGUGGCUGAAUUAGCUUGCUUGGGAAGAGUUGUUUUGAUAAAAAAAGAGAGGAUGCUUUGGCUUGGUUUCAUGUCUGCCUCAGGCGUACGUGUGGUUACAUGCACAGUUAACCACCAGGUUGGCGUAUUAUCUUAAGAUAAUGAGAGGAGUUAGCACAAUUAGCUCCUGGCCCCACCUUAGUGGUAGCCGGUGAUGUAGGUUAGUGCAGGUGGGUGUUUUCCACUGGACAAAGUUACUGACCUUCUGUUGCGUUAAAGCUGCUCUGUGUACAAUACAAGCUAUCAUACCAUGCAAUCCCUCAACAGGUAGAGAUGCUAACAUGCCUUCAGAGUGAGGAGGAAAUGACCCAGCUGAGUGUCCGUCGCUGGACGCCCAAACACGUCGCCAAGUGGCUGAGGGAAGAAGGCUUCUGUGACUAUGUGGACCUGCUGUGUAACAAGCACCGACUGGAUGGCACCAGUCUGCUUGCCCUCAGCGAGUAUGACCUCCGCUCGCCACCUCUGGAGCUCAAGGUGCUGGGGGACAUCAAGCGUCUGAUGGUGUCUAUUCGCAAACUACAGAAACAGAACAUUGACGUGUUGGAGGAGCUGGGUCUUCCCUUCGACGGCCACUCUCCCACAGGCUCAGGAGGCAGUUUGGACUGGUUGUGUAAUGGAGACCCAGGUAGAGACUGUGACAGCACUGACACUGCACCAGUGGGAGAGGAGUAUCACCAGUACACUAAUGGGAAGUACAAACAGCAGACGAGGCGCCUGGAUCCAGAGUACUGGAAGACAGCACUUAGCUCCAUCUACGUGGUGUUUGUGUUUGGCUUCACCUCCUUUGUCAUGGUCAUAGUGCAUGAGAGGGUGCCUGACAUGCGCACAUACCCUCCACUGCCAGAUAUUUUCCUAGACAGUGUGCCUAGAAUACCUUGGGCCUUUGCCAUGGCUGAAGCAUGUGGAGUGAUCCUCUGUAAUGUCUGGUUGCUGGUUCUAUUGCUCCAUAAACACAGGUCUAUCCUUUUGCGGCGCAUGUGCAGCCUCAUGGGGACGGUGUUCAUGCUCCGCUGCAUCACCAUGUUUGUCACCUCCCUGUCUGUGCCGGGACAACACCUGCAAUGCUCAGGAAAGAUGUAUGGUGACAUGUGGGCCAAGCUGCAGCGAGCUGUGGCCAUCUGGAGCGGUUUCGGGAUGACGCUGACGGGAGUGCAUACAUGUGGUGACUACAUGUUCAGCGGCCACACUGUGGUCAUUACCCUGCUCAACUUCUUUGUCACAGAGUACACCCCACGAAGCUGGAACUUCAUUCACACGUUGUCCUGGGUCCUGAAUCUCUUCGGCAUCUUCUUCAUCUUGGCUGCACAUGAACACUACUCCAUUGAUGUGUUCAUAGCCUUCUACAUCACUACCAGACUCUUCCUCUACUACCACACUCUAGCCAACACCCGGGCCUACCAGCAGAGUCGAAGAGCUCGCAUCUGGUUCCCCAUGUUCUCGUUCUUUGAGUGCAAUGUCAACGGGCCCGUCCCCAACGAGUACUGCUGGCCCUUCUCUAGACCUGCUGUGAUGAGGAGGCUUAUUGGAUAGUGAGCAGCAGCAGCAGCAGUACUGUCAGACACUUCUUAGCCUGUGCGGUUUAGUCUGCUUUGUCAAGUUGCCAACUGAGGCGGUGUGUGAUAUCUUCAUCAACAAAGACUUCUGUUGUGAUCCUGUUAGCACCGAGGCCUGAUGGGAUACACAGAGCCAUACCUUCUUAUAUUCUGGGACUUAUCUUCAAACCUGCUUCCUCUGUCAUCAUUUUUAGGCGGAUUAAACGAAAUCCACAAAACCAUACAGAAUUUCUAAAAAGCCCCAUCGACACUCUUUGCUCGACUUUGAAAAGUGAACACAGCGGAGAUAUGUUUCAUUCAACGGUUGCUUAUUUGUCCUAGGAAUAGGAAUGUCAUUUUAUGUAGCAUAAAGUGCAUUUAUCAGUACCUCCCGACUUUAAGAGAUGGUUCAGAUUUUUUUAAGUUGGGUUGUAUGAGGUACUUAUCCAUAGUCAGUGUAUUAACUAAAGUAGAUGCCCCCCCCCCAGGUUGGAGACCCAGACAAGAGUACUGACACGGAAGCUAAGCAAUACAAUUCUGUGGACAAAGGCAGCAGGAAAACGUGUUUUAGCCACCUGAAAAAAAAGGCCCACCUAAAACAAUCAAUAUCAGACUAGGUGUAUGUUACAUUUGUAUUAUUUUCACCGGUUUACCUUGCUGUUAGCCAACCCCUUCUGACAGGGAACUAAAGCUGUUGUUUUGCUCUCUUCAAGGCCACCAGACUCCUUUGACAAAAUCAGUAAUUUUACCUCACAGAACACAGGAGUUGCUGGUCUACCCCUGCCUUGAUUAGCGAGACUUUUUUUUGUCAUUGUCUGACUUCAGUGUUUUAAAGAGUUAAGGCCUUUGCACACUGAGUAUGUUUGUUUCAGAUCCAUUUUUUUAAUUUAAAAAAAUCGUUAUGUACACUGAUUCUGAUGCGUUUUAUUGUUCUAUUCGUUGUGAAAAUUCACAACACGUGACAAAGUGAAAAGACACAUUUCCUCCUUUGUCUCUCAACUGAAGUCACCUAUCUGGCCGUCCAUUUGGCACCACAACUGCACCAAGUGGUGGAGCUGUCCUUCCUCUCUCCUCCACAUUCCGUGUGCGGUCCACAUCCUCCUCCUCGUCAUUAUCCCCUUGAAUAUUACGAUCUGACCUGUUGAACGUGAGCUAUCUGAGUUAUGAAAUGAUUCUGUGCGCCCCGUUCCUCUGUCUUGUGGCUGUGUCCCGCCGCCACAUUUUCUUCAGUAAUUCUUGGUCAAACGUCUGUAAAGGCUUCUGACGGACACAAAAAAAUGUAGAAAAUUAAAUUGUUCUGAAAAUUUUAAAGACAGACAAAACUUUUGGACUCAUUGUGCAAACGUGAUUGACACUGUGAAUUUGUCUUUAUUUUCUUAAGAUGUGUGACAAUUUUGGACGAAAAAAAAACCCAGACUCUGUGUGCAAAGGCCUUUAGUUAGGCUUCACCGGUGUCACUCAAUAACACUAACUAACCAACCGAUUAAGGCAGCGGUAGACCAGCAAUUCCUGUGUUCUGUGAGGUAAAAUUACUGCUUUUGUCAAAGGAGUCUGGUGGCUUUGCAGAGAGAUCAUAGAUGGAUAUGACGGCUUCAGUUCCAUGUCAGAAGGGGCUGCCAGGUGAAGCUGUGAAAAUCUUCUAAAUACAAAGUAUACUUAAACUGAUAUUGAUUUUUUUUUAAGUGGUUAAAAGAAGUUUAGCUGCUGCCCCUGUCCACAGCAGUACAUUGCUUAGCUUCUGUGGCCGUACUCCUGCCUGCUUCUCCAAACUGAGGGUGUGCCGACUGCAGGUAAUACACUGACUAUGGAUACAUACCUCACACGACUCUGCCUCAAAAAUCCGAUCUAUCCCUUUAAGAAUAUUUACAUAACACAUGAUAACAUAAAGCCACAUCAGAAAACUCUCAGGCAGCGGUGUACCUAACCCUUCACAGCAGUUUGCCAUUUUCUGUGCAAUUAAAACACCUGAUCAUUUCAAGGUUUGUAUCCGGAUUCAUGACUGACAGUUUUGUCUUACCUCCCACUUUGUAAUGUAUCAAAGAAUAACUCUAUGGACCACUGUUAAAGCAAUAUGUAAAGAUCUACCUUACACUGUUGCUUUGUUUCUGUACAGCAAAAUGUCGUUCAUCAUGUUGACAAACAGAUGUUAUUUCUUUGCCAUGAUUGAAGUCUUUUUCAUUCCUCCAAAUAAUGCUUUCAUUUUGACAGUGUUACUAAAUGUUAACAGAUGAAUUCAUAGCUCAUUGAAAGAUACAGUAAAGUAUGAUAAUGUCAUUAUCAGCCAAAAACGUUGAAUCAAAGAUUUAUUUCCAGCUGUCUUAAAUAUAAUUCCAGUUGCCAAUUACCUUGAGUGUUACGAUAGAUUUCUCUGUGUAGAAAUGUCCCAAAUCUUUCAUGUUUACUGUUGGAUAGUUGUAUAGUGCUUUUUUUUAAUCAUCAUACAGUGUAAAUUAUAAUAAUCUUUUCACAUUAAUCUGUAGUGACGGUUCUCCAAAAGGAUCCUUAAAUUUGUAUGUAUUUGUUUGUAUUAAUUUAUUUCAUUUUGUAACAGUCAAUAGGUAUUUUUAUAUUUCGUAUAUGAUGUUACAGCAACAUGCACACGAAGAAAUAUGUUUACAGUUGCUCUUAACUAUUUAUUUGAAACACUAUGUGCUUUCUAAGUGUAAAUGUUGAUUUCAGAUUGGCCUCUACAUUUCAUCGAGUGAAACUGUCGUGAGAGGGAUGUUGUAAUUGAUGUGAUCGUUACAGCAUGUUAGAAACAUGGUUAUUAUAAAGGGAGCUGGCAGUAUACGACACGUCCUGUCACUGAGGGAUGAUGGUGUUGUGCUCAUGUGCUCAUGCAAAGCCACAUUACUUGUUUCAUGUCUCGUUCAUUCAUUUCCAUCAUUAAA